Messenger RNA from Clarias gariepinus (North African catfish), 5985 nucleotides. It is a transcript of the gene ptpn4b, whose product is annotated as protein tyrosine phosphatase non-receptor type 4b. Lineage: Eukaryota; Metazoa; Chordata; Actinopteri; Siluriformes; Clariidae. Gene Ontology annotation, biological process: protein dephosphorylation. The record is from RefSeq and is a predicted model, not a curated record. The transcript has 27 exons. The coding region runs from base 412 to 3216 and encodes 934 amino acids. Gene Ontology annotation, cellular component: cytoskeleton; cytoplasm; cytoplasmic side of plasma membrane. Gene Ontology annotation, molecular function: cytoskeletal protein binding; protein tyrosine phosphatase activity.
GUUUGCGCCAUGUUCGCGCUGCUGCAGCUCAGCCGCUAAUACAGCUCCGUGCACGCCUUGGGGCAUGGGUGGAAAAAGAAAAAAAAAAAUUACAGCUAGCAUAAGGUGGGAAGGCGUGAGAAUCGUGUCGGCGUGAAUUUCUGUGUGUAAAGGAGAGAUCAGACGCAGGAGGGAUUAUUUCCGUCGUUCGCCUGUGUGCGUGCGCGUGCGUGCGUGCGUGCGCGCGUUUGAAGGCUGCUGGCCCUGUUUUAGGAGAGCGAAUGGAUCUUGUUCGGUUUCGCAGCGGAUGAACGGAGCUCCGUCCUUCUCUCUGCCACCGGCUCUCCUUAUUCAUUUGAUAACAUCAUCAUCAUCAUUUUUCAUCAUCUGGACUCUCUCGGACCUGUAUAUGACGACGGUGUGGGGACAGUAAUGACAGCACGCUUCCGGUUGCCUGCUGGCCGAAGCUCCGAUGUGGGAGAGUCUGAAGUGGCACGAGACAGACCGAGCUCACAGGUGGUGUGUAACGUUUUGCUGCUGGACAACACGGUGCAAGAAUUCAGUGCUAAUAAGCAGGAUCAGGGUCAGGUGUUACUGGAUGCCGUUUUUAAACAUCUGGAACUGACAGAGCAAGACUAUUUCGGGCUUCAGAUCACAGACGACUCCUCGGACAGCCAGAGGUGGCUGGACCCGAGCAAACCGCUAAGGAAACAGUUGAAAAGGGUCGUUCCAAAUAAUCUGAGUUUUAGGGUUAAGUUUUUCGUGAGCGAUCCGAGCAAACUUCAAGAGGAGUACACCAGGUACCUGUACUUUUUGCAGUUGAAGCAGGACAUCCAGAGUGGGAAGUUACCGUGUCCCCAGAAUGCAGCAGCAGUUUUGGCCUCUUACGCUAUUCAGGCCGAGUUGGGGGACUACAGCCAAUCAGAGCAGUCACUGGACUACCUUUCGGAAUACAGCUUCAUCCCAAAUCCGCCGGAGGAUUUCGAGAAGGAGGUCGCCAAACUGCACCAGCAGCACACUGGACUCACUCCUGCUCAGUCAGAGUUUAACUACUUGAAUUCUGCCAGUUCUUUAGAGCUGUAUGGAGUGGAACUGCACUAUGCUCGAGACCAGAGCAACGCCGAGGUCUGUAUUGGAGUGAUGGCUGCUGGGAUCUGCAUUUAUAAAAACAGGGUACGGAACAAUCACUUCCCAUGGGUGAAAAUCGUCAAAAUAUCUUUCAAAUCAAGACAGUUUUUUAUCCAGCUCCGAAAAGAGGCGAGUAAAAGCAGGGAGUCGCUGUUGGCCUUCAGCAUGGCGAACUACAGGGCGUGUAAGAACGUGUGGAAGGCCUGCGUGGAGCACCACACCUUUUUCCGACUGGAGCGGCCCUUACCACCCCAAAAGAACUUCUUCACACACUACUUCACUCUCGGCUCUAAGUUCCGUUACUGUGGAAGAACGGAGGCUCAGUCUGUCCAAUACGGAAAAGAGCAAGGAGUCAAGGACAGAGUGUUCGCCAGAUCGCCCAGCAAGCCGAUGGUCAGGAGGAUGGUGAGUGGGACAGACUGGGAGACAGUGAGCAGGAACUCCCUGUCAGACGAACGACUGGAAACGCAGAGCCUGCCCAACCGCUCGCGCCCGGGCUCGCCCAAUCAUUCUAUAUUCACUGCGGAUGGCACACGUGUCCGGCCGUCCUCCAUCGGGCACCUGGUAGAUCACGUUAUCGAUGACUCGGUGUGCCAGGCUUUCACCAACCACAAGUCGGCAUCGUCCACGCAGGCUAACAGCAUCAGCCUGGACUCCACACCAUCACCAGACAGUGCGAUAGACAGCCAGCCUCCUGCUCUUCCACCGAAGCAGUCUAGGAAGAACCUGAUCAGUCACAUCAGCCAAUCCCGAUCUGAACUGGAGCUCGAUGAGCACGCCUCCGAACUCUACGACAUGCCUAUAGCCUCGGAUAAGAGCAUGAACGGUGCGGUUCCACACGACAACCUUGUGCUGAUCAAAAUGAAACCGGAUGAAAACGGACGCUUCGGCUUCAACGUCAAGGGUGGCGCUGAUCAGAGAAUGCCAAUCAUCGUGUCUCGUGUCGCUCCUGGAACUGCGGCUGACCUGUGUGUACCGCGUCUGAACGAGGGUGACCAGGUGGUGCUGAUAAACGGGCGGGACAUCUCCGACUACACGCACGACGACGUGGUCAUGCUGAUUAAGGCCAGCUGUGAAAACCAAUCGGGAGAGCUCAUUCUGCUAGUGAGGCCCAAUGCAAUCUACGAUGUGGACGAGGAAGAGGAGAAGCUGGACCUGGAGCCGGAGUUCCAGUACAUUCCAGAAAGCUGCUCUUUAGACCGGUCACACUCGGAACCAGACGGAUGGAAAUCGUCCUUCCAGAUCCUGCGAGAAGGACUGAGCACCGGGACAGUCCUCGCUCAAUUUGACCAACUGUAUCGAAAAAGACCGGGGAUGUCCAUGUCCUGUGCCCGGUUACAGCAGAACCUCUCGAAGAAUCGCUAUCGGGACAUUUCACCAUAUGACGCAACCCGAGUCGUCCUAAAAGGAGCCGAGGACUACAUCAACGCAAACUACAUCAAUAUGGAGAUCCCAGGUGGAGGUGGGGUAAGACGGUACAUUGCAUGCCAGGGCCCGUUACCCAGCACUUGUUGCGAUUUCUGGCAGAUGGUAUGGGAGCAGAGCAUCACCCUGGUGGUCAUGCUCACCACGCAGGUGGAACGGGGCAGGGUGAAAUGCCAUCAGUACUGGCCUAACGUCUCUGCCACGGGCGGUUACGGCAACUUCCAGGUGUCCUGCGUGUCUGAGGAUGGGAAAUCGGCGUAUCUGCUCCGAGAGCUGACUCUCACACACGUGGAGACAAAAGAAGAGAGGCAGAUAUGCCAGAUGCAGUACAUGGCUUGGCCCGAUCACGGCGUUCCGGAUGACUCCACCGAUUUCCUGAGCUUUGUUAACUUGGUGCGCAGUAAGCGAGGAGAGUCACAGGACCCCGUGGUUGUGCACUGCAGCGCCGGGAUUGGUCGCACAGGGGUUCUGAUCACCAUGGAGACAGCGAUGUGUCUGAUCGAGCGGAGUCAAGACGUAUAUCCAUUGGAUAUUGUCCGAGCCAUGAGAGACCAGCGAGCCAUGAUGAUUCAAACUGCAAGUCAGUACCGGUUUGUAUGUGAAGCCAUUCUGAAAGUGUACGACGAAGAGAUAGUGAUGCCACUGGACGUGCCGGAGUCGACUGCCAGCGCAACAGAGGAAUAAAAGAGCAGCCCCACCCCCCCACCCCCACCCGUCCCCCCAUCCCGGAUUCCUUUGCUUUCGCAACAGUCCUGCUGUCGCCCCCUGGUGGACGGCUGCGUACAAGACCUUGACCCCUGCAAAUUGGAACAUGGGCGACAAAGCACUAUUUGCACUUUAGAAACAAAAUGACCACUUGAGGGGAUUUACUAAAAAGACAAAUUCAUCAGGGUGUGUUGUGUAAUCAUUAACUUUUUAACCGCGAUAAACAUUCAGGGUUGGAAGCAGAACUGAACGGAAUAGAUGAAGUGACUUCUUGUAGUGCCAUACACUGAAAUGAGCCAACCUGGAACAAACUCUUGGAUCACUUUCCUCUGUCAAAUGCUAUUUAUGAUUUAAUUAUUAUUUUUUUUAAAUGGGCCCGUGUCCCCCCUCACAGUCCGCCAUUUCAUUUUGUGGUACACAAAUUUACGUCUUUUGAAAUCCCCCGGGUAUCCUGCGCUGUGAAAAAAUCAAGUUUUCGGUGUCUGUUCAUUGCUCUGAUGCUUUAGGGGGAAAAAAAAACAAAAACAAACAAACAAACAAAAAAAAACCCCACUUUGACAUGCACUCUUUCCGUUUAGGUCUUGAAUCUCUGUUAAAUUCAUAGAAAGGUUUAGGCCAGCAGCUAAGGGUUUAACUACUGUAUACAGUGUACGAAAUAAUGUGGAAUAACGAUGUGAAAAUCUUCCUUGUUAGCAGAACUUUGCUGUAACAUUUACCUAUACGACACACCAGAUCAGGCUGACUGCUUUGGCAUGAAAUUUUAAUUUUAAGCUUAUGGGUCACACCCGUGAUGUCAUUUAAAUCUAUAAUAUAUUUUACCCCAUGUGAAUUUUGUUACCUACUGCAUGUCAGCAGAAAUCGUUAGAGGCUCGUGUGUGCUUGUACCACAUUUCAACAUGCAGAUUGUUUUUUUUUGUUUGUUUUUUUAAGCAGACUACUGAUAUCUCACAUUAACAGUUCUCACUGGAGAUCUAAAGUCAGUGAUGUAGGCCAUGAUGUUCCUUCACCUGCCUCACUGAUGUGAAGGUGCUAUAGCCCAGGCCCGGGUUCUAUAGCAUCCCUAUAUCAACAUCAGGUAACUAGUAUAGCCAGACUAACCAAGGUACUAAAAGCCUUGGCCCCCUAUACAUGGGCUAAGGAAACAAUACCGUCCCUGCCCCUGUACUGGAGUACCUAAGGUAAAGGUGCUGUAGACUAGAAUCUUAAACUGGUUGAGAAAAUAAUACACUCAUCCAUGUCCCAAACUACCCAAGGUAAAGGUGCUAUAGACUAAACCCCUGUCACAGGCUAAGGAAACGAUAAUAUACACCUUGUCCUUGUCCUUGUCCUUGUCCUUGGGUAGUUAAUCGCUGCAACUGGUAGACUCUGUCCCAAACUACCCAAGGUAAAGGUGCUAUAGUCUAGACCCUUGUAACUGGCUAAAAAAAAAUGAUAUAGACCAUGUUCCUGUUCUUGCGUAGCUAAUGUAAUGGUGCUAUAGAUUUAAUCCUUGUAAUUGGCACAACACCAUAUCUGACUAACAAAGUUGAAGAUCCUAAAAGUCUGAUCUUUGCACCUACCUGAGAUAAAGGCAUCAUUUCUGCAGCCAGUUUCUGAUACCAAGAAUAAAUAUGAUCAUUUGUCACAUGGACAUAACAUUACCGUCCUGUCUUUGGAUAGCCCAACUGGGUCACCAGUCUGGGGUCAACCAUGAUAAUGAACCCCCGGAACAGAUCGUGGUAAGGGCCUUCCUCUGAGAUAUUUAGUAAAUUUGGUCAUAGUGGAAACUUGGAUUCUGUAAGGCUCGAACGCCUGACUCUUAUCCCCAUCUUCACCUCCAUUGGCAGGGCCUUUAACACCAUUGCCUUAGUAGUUAUUGUUGAGUUCAUAAAGGAAAGACUAUAGAGAUUAUAAAGAGUAUAUAACUAAAUAUUAGGUUCUAUGCUAAAUAAAUGAUAUUUAAGGAUUUACGCCUAGUUAGGAAUGAUAAAUGUACUGUAAACCCCGUACCUUACUCAGUUAAAGGUCCUAUUGGGACCGUCCCAAGCCAAUGCAGAUGCUGUUGAUUCCCAAUUCUUAACACUUUAACUGGACAAUUGACAUAACUUGGUCAUCGCUAUAGACCCGUGUACCUGAGUAAUUAAAGUAAAUGCCCUGUAUUUACCAUAGCCCAUAUACACAAUAUGACUUGUCAUAACUCCUUCAUCCAUUGUGAAUAUCCAAUCUGCUAAAGCCCAAGUUGUGGAAUACGCCCCGAGUUCGCUUUGUUGUUAGUCUCCCUUGACCCUAAAGAAACUGGAAGAAAAAAAAAAAUGAUGCGACCAACUACUGUUUUUAUGUCUUGCUCUUACUUCAUCUGUCCUGUUUUAACAAUUGCAUUCCAUGAUAUAAGGGAUUUGGCUUCCAGGACCAACACAUUUUCAUCCUAAUGAAUGUCCAUCAAGCAGACAUGCGAGCUUCCGUGCGUGUUGUGAUGAAUCUUAAGCUAUAGAUUUGCUAUUAAUAUUGUGUUGGGACAAUGGUAUUUUUGUAUUUUAAAGUUGAGAGGGGGAAAAAGUAAAUCAGAGACAACACUUUGCAGCUGACUUUGUAGCCUGUCGAGCUACUUUAUUCUUACUGUAGUUAUGGGCAAGGGGGAGUCAUGUUGAAAUUAUAUUUAUGUGGAAAAUUUGUUAAAUAGAGACACCUGUAGGAACAUCUUAACUACACAGUGUCAAAUGUUAAAUAUUUGUAAAUAUGUUGUUAUAUAUUAAAAGUGUUCUGAAAAGA